Messenger RNA from Arctia plantaginis, 903 nucleotides. NCBI's taxonomy places the organism in Eukaryota, Metazoa, Arthropoda, Insecta, Lepidoptera, Erebidae. The record is from the annotation of a GenBank genome assembly.
AUGACCACAGACAGUAUUUUAAGGAAUGUUAAAUCUUGUAUUCCCAGCUUGGAUAACAACAGUCAUAAAGGUCAAUCUGGCAGAAUAGGUAUAAUUGGUGGUUCAUUAGAAUACACAGGUGCUCCUUACUUUGCGGGAAUUAGUGCUCUAAGAGUUGGUGCAGAUUUGGUUCAUAUAUUCUGUGCUAAAAGUGCAGCCACUGUCAUUAAAUCUUAUAGUCCAGAAUUAAUAGUCCAUCCAUUGUUAGACUGGCCAAAUGCAAUAGAAGAAAUAUCACAAUGGUUUGAGAGACUACAUGUUAUUGUUAUAGGCCCAGGACUCGGAAGACAAAAAGAAACAUUUUCAGUGGUCUCUGAAUUGAUUGAGAUAAUAAGAGAAAAAAGAAUACCGCUAGUAGUUGAUGCUGAUGGGUUAUUCUUAAUUACUGAAAAACCACACUUGCUAAAAGAUUUUAUGUCUCCAGUAAUAUUAACACCUAAUAAAAUGGAGUUUGAAAGACUUUGGAAAAAGCUUGGGAGCCCACCUGGGGAAGGUGUAAACAACCUUGGUAAAUUUGUAACUGUUCUUAAAAAAGGAGAGAUAGAUGAAUUAUUGAGUCCCGACAAUAAUUUAAAAUGGCAAUUGAAUUUAGAUGGUUCAGGCAGGAGAUGUGGGGGGCAGGGUGACUUGCUGGCUGGUUCUAUUAGUACAUUUCUUAACUGGACAUUAGCUAAUCAAAAUAAAAUAGACUUGGAUACAUGUGGAGAAAAAUGCCUUGUAGCUGCAUCAAUUUCAUGUUAUGCUGCAUGUAGUUUAAUAAGAAAGUGUAACAAAAAAGCAUUCAAAGUAAAGGGUCGUAGCAUGUUAGCCACUGACAUGAUUGACUACAUUCAUGAAUCUUUUGAAGAGCUGUUUGGGCAAUAA